UCAACUGUCAAUGGCAAAAAAGUUAAUGAACACCUUGAAGCUUCAUGAUUCGUAAAUCCUCUCAUCAUAUCGUAAGUCGGUGAAUUUUUACUGUUUGCUAUGCUCUGCGCUAAUUUUUUGAUUCUCAGAAUCUGUAUAACUCAUCACCAUUUCUUAAUUAUGCGCUCUCAAUUAACCCGCAGAGUCUUCCGUGGACUUUUGUCAAACGAAGGCCUCAUAUUACCAUGCGCGAAUAGAUCACCAGCUCUAUUAAGGCAUCGUCGUCGAAAUGUCAUUCCCACUUUACCAUACACAUCCCAUCGCUCUCUCUUCGGAUUCUCCCGGAAACCUCCUCGACAACCUAAAGAACCGGAAUUGGAACCGGGAAUGAGAAAGAUGGCAGAGUUUAGCUUGAUGACGAGAAUUCAUGCCAGAACUGCGAAUAAGGAUGAUAUGCUGAAGGCUUUUAAUGAAUACUUCAAUCAUAAAGUCGAUACGGAACGAGCGGUUAAUAAUAUUGAAGCGGGGCAUGCUUUGAGGACUUUGAAUUAUCUUAUUAGCUGUGGAUUGGGAAAGGAACAUGUCAAUGACCUGAGGGUAGCGUUGAGGGCAUUGACAAUCAUUCCUAAUGAUGACACGAACGAUUUUCUGGACUUGGCGAGACUUCUCUUCCAGGAGAUCAAAAAUUUGUCUGGGUCUAACGAGGAUGCGCCGAGUUUUCAAUUUAUAAAGAUAUUGAGUGGGGUUGGACAAUCUUCUGAGGCGAGAGAGCUCUGUGAAGAGGUCACUCAACGCUUUUUAGAAGAGCAAGAAACGGCCUCUAAAACCGGAGUUCAGAUAUCUCGACAACGACAAAUGCUGAAAAUGAACUGGUAUGCGGUUUUAUCUGGUUUCGCGCGGGAAGGUAACGAGGCUGAACUUUUGAAGACAUAUGAGAGAUUUGAAGAGCUGCCGUUAGGGCGUGGGAAGACGAGCAAUGAAAUCGUCAUAAAGUUUUAUACCUCGAGAGAUCGUGUUACGGAAGCACAAGCAUGGUUUGAAAAGGCUGCACAUGUUCCAACAGACCUCAGUCCUAGUAUAUUACAGGACAUAUUGAAAUUCUGUCUUCGGCAUGAGGAGCUGCUAGAUUGGUGCAAAGGAAUCUUUCGUAAGGUACUGGACGCAGGUCGAAUGCAGAAAGGGAAAUGGGAUGUCGUGUUUCAAUGGGCUGCGAGUGCUAUGGACAAAGGGGUUGAAGAUGUGGAACGCAUGAUGCAUGUUAUGGAAAAACGCAAUCCGGACGAUCCAUCUAUGAGACCAGACAUCGACACCAUCAAUGGUUUGGUCGAGUACGCAAUAUCAAAGAACGAUCCAUAUCUUGCAGAACGUUAUAUUGCAUUGGGACAAAAAUUCAAUAUCCGUCCAAAUGCAAGAACAUUUAUUCUUCAGAUGGACUACCGGGUCGGUGCAGGCGAUCUCUCCGGCGCCCGAGCAUCUUAUAAUUCGCUGCAGGCAGAGGAGAUUAUCAAGGACGAGGACUUGCCUGUUAUCAAUAAAUUUGUCCGAGCUCUCUGUGCUUCAGAGAUUCUACCUUAUAACGAGAUUUCAUCAAUCGUUUCCGACCUGGACGAACGUAAUGCAAGGUUAGAAGCGGACACGGUUUCAUCACUAAGCAAAAUGUAUAUCACCCGCAACGAACUUAAUGAAGUAGUGGAUUUAUUACAAGUUAAUACAUACCACUAUACCCUGUCAGAGCGAGCUCGAAUAUGCGAUGCAUUACUUGCUUUUGUAUUUGACAAGAAUAACAGCGAAGACCGCAUAUGGGAUGCUUAUCGUGUUGUUAUUCAUAUCUUUGACGAGACUGAUGUUCCCACACGUACGCGAAUCAUGAAUGAGUUUUUCGAUCGCAAAAGAUCAGAUAUGGCUUGUCAUGUCUUUGGACAUAUGCGCCAGCAUAUCAAUCCCAACAAACGUCCUGUGCGAGACACUUAUAUCGAUUGUUUUGUUGGUAUAGCAUCAUGCGCAGAUGGCGAGUCUCUUGAUAUGGUUCACAACAUGUUGAAAUUGGACAGCACCAUUGAACCCAAUACACGUCUUUACAAUUCUUUAAUGCUGGCCUAUACAGCUUGCGAAGAUGCUAGUCGAUCUUUACAUUUCUGGGAUGAUAUCACGAAUUCUCGUGAAGGACCUAGUUAUAAGAGUUUGGAGAUAGUAUUUCAAGCGUGUCAGAGGAAACCUUUUGGAGAUCGACCGGCGAGAGAAAUCUGGGAUAAGAUGAGGAGGAUGGAAAUUGAAAUCACCAGAGAGGUUCAUGCUGCUUAUGUUGGGGCAUUAGCUGGACAGGGCAAGCUCGAUGAGGUUAAAGUGUUGGUGGAGGCCAUGGAGAAGGAUUUGGGGUUUGGUCCGGAUAUUUUGACGUAAGUUAUACUUUUAUGAUUUUACUCGAGAAUUGUGACUAACAUACACAGUAUCGGUACCAUAUACAACGCAAUUCAAGGUUCAAAUAGGAAGGACCUGGUGGCGGAAUGGACAAAAGAAUUAUAUCCUGAGGUGUGGAAGGAGGCGGAGAAAUUGGGAUUUUAUGAACAUGAGGAGGGUCAUAUGGUGUUGAAUAUGCCGGAGAAGAAACUUAAAGCCUAAUGCUUGGGGUGGAUCUUAGAUACUUACUUGUCCAAUAUUGAAAUCCUUGAGUAGAUGGUUGAGAGUUCUCGGUUGGUGAUUAGUUGGUUAAAGUGUACUUGGUAGCAUGCAGUGUUUGCAGAUUUUGCUUGCAUUUUUUACACAACCAGGUGGUGGUGUAUGUUAACGUCUUUGAUGUCUAUCGUUCUAUGAUCCUAUCACCAAUCCCAACUUCCACC
This is a messenger RNA of Sclerotinia trifoliorum, 2816 nucleotides long. The record is from the annotation of a GenBank genome assembly. NCBI's taxonomy places the organism in Eukaryota, Fungi, Ascomycota, Leotiomycetes, Helotiales, Sclerotiniaceae.